GUGUCCUCUUUCCUUUCCUCGCAGGCGUUUGUUCAGCAACACAGAUGAACAACAGGAAGGAGGACAUGGAGAUCUCCUCUCACUACCGUCAGCUCCUCAGAGAGCUCAAUGAGCAGAGGCAGCACGGCAUCCUCUGCGACGCCUGUGUCAUCGUGGAUGGAAAGAUCUUCAAGGCCCACAAGAACGUCCUCCUGGGCUCCUCACGCUACUUUAAGACUCUUUACUGCCAGGUAAAGAAAGGGGCGGAGCCUCACCACCAGACGACUGUCACUCACCUGGACAUCGUCACAGCGACGGGAUUCAAAGCCAUCUUGGAUUUCAUGUACUCAGCGCACCUAGCUCUGACCAGUAAGAACGUGAUCGAGGUCAUGUCGGCCGCCAGCUACCUGCAGAUGACCGACAUCGUCCAGGCGUGUCACAGCUUCAUCAAGGCUGCGCUGGACAUCAGCAUCCGCUCUGAGAUGGCUGAUGAAAUGGCUGACUUUGAAAUGGGAGCUGUGGCUGCUGUCGGCAUCGGUGGAGGAGGCGCUGGAGGUGGAGGAGGAGUGAGCUUAGCGGGAACAGGGAACAUUGUGGGAGCCACGUUAGGCGGAGGAGGCGGGGGAGGAGGAGGAGGAGGCGGAGGAGGCGGGAUCAUGGGCAUAGCUUCCGAAGCUCUCGCCUCCAUCAUGUCCGGUCGCAGCACCUCCCCUUGGCUGGCACGACGCACCAGCCCGGCCAACUCUUCUGGGGACUCGGCCAUCGCCAGCUGCCACGAGGGAGGCAGCACGUAUGGCAAGGAGGACCAAGAACCUCCCAAGAGCCACGAGAGCCAGGAGGAAGCCUGUCACGACUCUCAGCCUGCCUGGCCACAUGACUACAGGCCCAUUACCGUCAAAGAGGAACAGGUUUCCCCCAACUCCUCCUCUCAUGCCAGGGGGAGAGCACAGAGCCAGGGAGAGCAAGGGAGUGGAGGAGCCGCAGGAGGAGGUGGGGAGGGACCCUGGCAACCCCUGUCAGGGUCAGGGCGGAGGAAGAACAGGAAGAACAAGGACACGGUCAGACAUAUUACCCAGCAGGCUGAGAGUAAGUGGGACAGAGACCGAGACAGGGAGAGAGACAGGGACAGUAGGCCUGGAUCUCCUCUGCCCUCCAUGUUGACAGUGGCUGGAUGGAACUACAGUGGACAGGACAUCCCAGGUAAACAACACCCUACAAACCUACUCUGUUUUCAGACUUGGUUCAAAAGAAACACAGCUGCUCUCCUGUGGCUGCCAUGA
This is a messenger RNA of Solea senegalensis (Senegalese sole), 1259 nucleotides long. Its product is annotated as zinc finger and BTB domain-containing protein 46-like. The transcript has 2 exons. Bases 45 to 1259 code for a protein of 404 amino acids. Lineage: Eukaryota; Metazoa; Chordata; Actinopteri; Pleuronectiformes; Soleidae. Gene Ontology annotation, molecular function: protein binding; RNA polymerase II cis-regulatory region sequence-specific DNA binding; DNA-binding transcription factor activity, RNA polymerase II-specific. The record is from RefSeq and is a predicted model, not a curated record. Gene Ontology annotation, biological process: regulation of transcription by RNA polymerase II.